Trichophyton rubrum CBS 118892 is the source of this 333-nucleotide messenger RNA. RefSeq lists its product as uncharacterized. NCBI's taxonomy places the organism in Eukaryota, Fungi, Ascomycota, Eurotiomycetes, Onygenales, Arthrodermataceae. The record is from RefSeq and is a predicted model, not a curated record. Bases 1 to 333 code for a protein of 110 amino acids. The transcript has a single exon.
AUGCGAAAUAGAAUCUCGACCCAGCAGCCAAAUCGGGGAGAUAAAGAGGACAUGGAAGAAGCAGGAACGGUGGAAAUAAGAGUGGAGAGAGAGGGCAUGGAGCAAACAGAUACAGAAUACUCCGUACACCGAGCCUUAAAAUUUGAUGCGCAGAUGGGAUAUGUAAAAGACGUGGCCAACAAGAUAGGAAUUGGUCAAGAGUGGAGAGAAGCUAAAGUCCAAGAUACGGACUCUGUUCAAAAGGUUAUGAUGAAGACAGGAUUCAAAAUGGAUGAGGCACUCGAGCUUGAAUCGGUCAAACCUCAUCGGGCUAACACCCUACAGGUUCGAUGA